AUGUCGUAUGGCUUGUUUCUGUUCUCGUUGCUGAGGACCCGGCACGUGGAAAAUGUCAUCGGGACCACUUUUGGCCAAUGGCUGCUGGUUUGUUGCGUCUUCCUUUUCCUCCAAUGCGCCGGCACAGUGGUGUGGAUUGCAUUUGGUGGCAAUGAGGAGUUCAGCACUUCGUGGAAUGACAGCUGGUGGAUUAGCUACACAUUGCUGGUUGACAUCGGCACUCAGACGGGCCUCUCGGCCCGGGAACGGGGCAGCAUCAAAUUCGUCAGCGCGGUCAUUUCGUUGGUGGGCUUCGUCUACUUUCUGACGCUGCUGGGGAUGGUGGUGGACCUCCUGCGGGACUUUCUCAACGACAUGCGCAUGAGAUUCAGCAGCGUAAGGGCUUCGAACCAUUGGCUCAUCCUUGGCUGGGGAGACAAGACUCUGCUGCUGAUCGACGAAUUGCUUACCUCGAUCGCCUCGGCUCCGCCGCAGCGCAAAUGCUGCGGCUUCUGCGGUUGUCGCAGGAGGCGGCAAAUCGUGAUCCUGGCAGACAUGCCCACGCAACAAAUGGCUGAUGAGGUGCAAGUGCACUGCUUGGCCGACCCUCUGCUCCAGCGAAUCACCACCUUGUUUUUGCCGGUAGUCUGUUAUAAGCAGGGCAAUCCCACAGAUAUCAGUGAGCUGCUGAGUGUCAGCGCACCCAAUGCGCGCGGCAUUUUGGUGGCACGCACAUCUGAAAAUGGACAUUUGUCGGAUCUCAAAGCCAUCUCUGCCUUGUUAGCCUUGGCCGCCAUGCCUGCCGACUCGCCCGUGAACGGCGACGUAUGGGUGGAAGUGUGUCAAGAGCAAAGUUUACGGACCGUGAAGACCAUCUUGCCUGACUCGCAUGGCAUUGUGGCUCGAAAGGUGGUGAAUCGCAUGAUGGUGCUACGUGCCUUGGUUCCUUCGGUGGGUUUCGUGUUCCUCAGCAUGACCUCGGCCUCCUUCGCCAACAAGUCGAUUUCGGGGAAGUCGCAGCUGCUGACGCCCACCCUGGGCCGGUCCUCGGGCGGCAGCCGCACAACGGCGACGUUGCCUCCGGCCAAGCUACACCUGGUUCCAGCGCCUGCAUCGGUGUGCGGUGUGCCCUUCAGUGAAGUCGGCCAAUUCUUCCCGGAUGCCGUGGUCUGCGGCGUGAACUCGGCGAAGUCGUCCAUCAUCCCUGAGGGAAACUACUGCCUGCAGGCGCAAGAUGUUUUGGUGCUGGUGGCGCCCCAUGCAGCCGCGGCAAAGCGUUGUGUGGUCCCACGGCCCAGCGCUACCUCUGCCGCCACCGUGGCACCUGAAGAGUCAAAAGGGCUGUACCUGGCGGAGUCCCUGGUCAAGAGCGAUGGCCAACUGCGUUUGGGUCCUGCAGCGGAUGGACCCAAGACGGUGCUUGUGCUCGGAUGCCCCGGAGCUGGUGAUAUUGCAGAGAUCCUGGAUACCAUUGACGUCCAUGUCUCUUCUGGGAGCUCUGUACACAUCUUGUCCAGGACUCCAGUGGCGGAACGAGAGGAAUGGAUUCUGCAGCACUUGAAGAUGACGGGUCGCAGCAACUUCAACCGAAUCACAGUGCAGCAGUACGAGGGCGAGAGCACCAACAAGUGGGACAUGACCAAAUUGCCGCUGGAGAGCGCCCACUGCGCGCUGAUCCUGGCGGAACGGCUGCGCGACGACGAGUCGACCCUGGCGGUGGAUUCCAGGAAUCUCACCUCAGCCAUUUUCCUCAAGCAGAAGCUAGAUGAGCUGAUACAGGCUUCUGCAGGUGCCAUUCCACGCUCUGCCUCCACUGCCACCAACAUGACAGUUAUGACCACCCUAACGGACGCCUCGGGGCCGAGCGCGGCUGGAUCCCGUGGCAAGAAAUGCAAAAUGGUGACCGAACUUCUGGAUGCCAAGAGUGAAACUGUGCUUGAUGGCAACGCUGGCGUGAGGAAGCAGGGCUCCUUCAUGUACACCAACGCGCGCGAGACGGCCAUCUACGCGCUGGCGGUUUACGAGCUCUUUAUCCAACUGGAGGAUCCCUACUGCGGAAUCGGCUUCGUCACGGUGGCGCCCAUCAAUCACUACGUCACAGGGAUCGAGGACCUGUCCUACCACCAGCUGCAACGACGUGUAUGGAACAGCUGCAAGGGUGUUUUGUUGGGUUGGCGCGACUUUUCAAAAUACCACCCUGAGCUUAAUCCUGACCAAAAGGAUGAAGUGAUCGAAUGGGAUGACAUGAGCAACUUGGAGUUGAUCAUCUUGCGCCCGCCAGAUGGUGCUGCCUAGAACGAGGGUUGACGACCUGAAAAUUAUGUGGAACUAUGUGGAACUCCUG
Messenger RNA from Cladocopium goreaui, 2323 nucleotides. The record is from the annotation of a GenBank genome assembly. NCBI's taxonomy places the organism in Eukaryota, Dinophyceae, Suessiales, Symbiodiniaceae.